AUGGCCUCCCAGCGCCAGGCCUCGUCCGCCUCACAGACUCCCCUAAUCUCCCCCGCCGAACUCGCCUACCUCUACACCUCCCUCGCGCUCCCCGGCAGCCCCAUCCGCCCCGAUGGCCGCUCCCCGACGCAGUUCCGUCCUCUAACGGCCGAAACGGACAUCCUCCCCGGCACGAACGGCAGCGCGCGCGUCGGAUUCGCAGACGGCACGCAAGCAAUCGUCGGCGUGAAGGCCGAGGUCGAGAAAACGGCGCUGUCGCCUGACGCCGUGAACCUUUCGCUGCAGGCGCAGACGACCGAGGGUGACGAGGACGGGAAACCGGCUGCUUCGACUGGUGGGCAUGGAUCGUGGGUGCAGAUGUCUAUCGAGAUCCCGGGGUUUCGGGAUGAUGAUGCCCUGCCGGUGUUUUUGUCGGAGAUGAUGCGCGAGCCGUUGGUUGAGUCGGUGUCCAAUGGACAUGGUGGUGAUGAUGAUGCGGAGAUGGCGGGCGGGUUGAAAGGACGGUUGGUUAUUAAUAGACGGUGGCAUUGGCGGUUGUAUAUUGAUGUCCUCCUCCUCUCUCAACCUCUAUCCUAUCCGCUCCCCCUCCUGUCUCUUACGACCCAUCUGGCGCUCUUAUCGACGAAGCUCCCGAAGCUGAAAUCCAAGGGCGAAGAAGACCCCUUCUUCGACGACGACUGGAAUGCCGCUGAGUACUUAUACCCUCGCACACGCUCGAGACUGCAGUCCCAGAAGGUCCGCCCCCCGGUGACGCUGCUCGUCAUUUCCGUCGGCGAGAAUAUCAUCUUCGAUCCGAACCGCGAGGAAAUCACCGUUGCUGACACCGUCAUGGCGAUCUCGGUUACUCGGGACGGGGAGUCGGAUGGGUUGAAGCUUUUGUCGAUUCGGACGGUUGACCCGCCGUCGAGGUUGACGCAGCCCGGCGUGCCGAAUUCGGAGAAUAUGGCUACGGGCGCUGCGGUGAAUGCGGGCGACGGGUCUCUUGUUACCGGUGGGGAAGAGACGCCGGGGGUUUGGAGGCCGAGGAGGGGUGGUGUGAAGCGGAAGACGGUUGCGCGGAUGAUUAAGUUGGUUCUUGAGAAGGGGGGUGUCGGAGAGGAGGUUCUGGAUGGGUUGGAGAAUGUUGAGGUUGGCUGA
Aspergillus affinis is the source of this 1137-nucleotide messenger RNA. Its product is annotated as exosome non-catalytic core subunit RRP42. Lineage: Eukaryota; Fungi; Ascomycota; Eurotiomycetes; Eurotiales; Aspergillaceae. The record is from RefSeq and is a predicted model, not a curated record. The transcript is spliced from 2 exons. Gene Ontology annotation, cellular component: cytoplasmic exosome (RNase complex); nuclear exosome (RNase complex). Gene Ontology annotation, biological process: nuclear polyadenylation-dependent rRNA catabolic process; TRAMP-dependent tRNA surveillance pathway; U1 snRNA 3'-end processing. The coding region runs from base 1 to 1137 and encodes 378 amino acids.